AGGAGAGGAGAGGAGGGAGGAGGUGCUCCUGGCUGCUGUGACUCCCCCUCGCACCCCCCCCACCCCAUUCCUCCCAGUCUACAGGCUUGUCAAGCAGAGAAAUAAACAGAAUCGGGCGCUGGAAAGAGAAGACGUUCCUCCCUCCCCUCCCCCUCACUAUCUGUCCAUCUUCAUCCAGCUCUUUCUUUCAUGGAGAGGAAUUAUCCCGCUUCAGGCUUCGGAGAUCUGGGGGCUGGGACGGGAUGGAGUUACGACAGAUCGGCCAAAGCAAGCCUGAUGUACGGGAGCAGGUCAUCCCACCCAGACUCAGAACUACUUCACCGGCAAGCUUAUGGCACUCCACACCCACUUCAAGGCUAUGCAGCCAACCACCAUCCAGGAAGCUCAAGACAGGGUGGAGGCUGGGGUGGACGUACACUAGGUCUGUCAGGGCUGUUUGACUCCAGUCUCCAUCAUGCCAGCCCCUCAGGUCCCGACCCCUCUGUCAUGAAUCUGAUUUCAGCUCUGGAGUCCCGGGCUCCACAGCCCACACCCUCUGCUUCCUCCCUCCUCUCUCAGUUUCGCACACCUUCUUGGCAGACUGCAAUGCACACACCGGCCCCAACGGACCUCUUUAUUUCAGGGGCACUUCCAGGUUCAAGCUCCUUUCCCUCCUCCUCAGCCCUUUCUGCAUACCAGCAUCCUAGCACUUUUUCUGGACGAUCAUUCACUCCUUCAUUAUCCCUGCAGGAUGCACCUGCAUUUAGCCCAACUUCUAAUGGUUUGAUAUCCCCACAUGAUCCCUUGCUACACAUUAAAGCACCCUCUCAGUCCAGCCUGGGCUUUGAUCGCUUGCUGUCUUCCCAGAGCACUGCUUUCCAGGGCUCUCAAGAAAGCCCAGCUCUGCAGACCCAAGCCCCUCCCACUUCCUCUGGUUGCCACCUACCCCCUCCCCAAUUUAACCUGUUGUCCUCUCAGCUUCAUAACCCAUCCUCUCAGCUAUAUAAUGCCUCCAUGUUCUCAUCCACACCAGCCCUGCCUCCUGCAGCUCCUUCUGAGUCUCAGCCGCUUCUAGAGAGAGCAGUUUCCCGCCAAGAUAGUGUGAUUAAGCAUUAUCAACGCUCAUCUUCAGCUCACUCCACAACCCUACAGCAGUAUGCCAACUGUAGUGGGUCAUCUGGCUACCAGCAGAUAGUCAGCCAUCAUGAGCAUGCUGGUGUGUCCUGCAGUCCUUUGGGAGAACAGAGCCCAUCUUCUGACCCCAAGACCUCACCACAGAUGGAAUCCCAGACAUAUCAACCUGUCAUCCAAACAGCCUAUACAUCAUCGUCCUCUAGAGCCUCAGCUUCCUCUUCGUCUACCAGUAAAGGUGUCAAGAGUUCCUGCUCCACAAGUGGCUACUCAUCUUCAUCAUUAGCAUCGUCUUCUUCCUGUACCCCACAUACUCCACCAUCAACCUCCUCCAACUCCUCUUCAUCCUCUUCUAAUCCAAAGACCAAUACCAACUCCUUGUCUGCUCCCUCUCUUCAGCAACCCCCACCUCAGUCAGCACUAGUACCACCUACUCUACCAGUGGUGUCAUUAUCCCUUGUUCAACAGCCAGCAACCAGUCAAUGUCUGUCCACCUAUGGCUCUCAAUCUGUGACCAAACCUAGCACAGGCCUACCAGACCAGACCCCUCCCCAGCAACAUCCUCAGUCCUAUUCUCCCAACCUGCCUUCAUCAACACACAUGGCCCUGCAUUAUGGGGGCUUCACCUCACCCCAUCCCCAGGACUUGAGUGCUGGAACAGGGGGCAGUGGGGGUAAAGCCUUCAUGGGUAUAGGCUCUGGAGGACGCUCCUUCUCUGCAGAGAUAGUCUUUGAGAACUCAAGUUUUGGCUCAACAUCUCUUAGAAGAGCAGAUAGUCCAUCCAUAGGGUAUGGGAGUGGAUCAGCUGGGAGUGGACCUGGGCUUCGCAGUGUAGUUGGAUCUGCAGGAUCAGGGAAUGGGGCUGCUUGUAAUAGAGGCAGCAGCUCAUAUCACCUAACUGAGUCUAGUACAUCACCCUCUGCCAAUUCUAGUAUCAGUCGUCCAGGAUUGCACUCUCCUGUAACAGCUCGACCUGUACAGUCCCCUGUAAGCUCAGGGGCGACAAAGUUCUUGUCCUCCGUCCUGUCUCCUGCUUUCAUGUCGUCACCACAAGGUUUUCCUGAUAACCGUCAAUCUCAGAGCCAGUCGUACCACUCAACACCGCCAAAGCCUAAAACAGAGGCCACAAGCAUACUUGGAGCUGAGCGAUCCCAAGAUGAAGAAGAUGAUGAAGAUUUCCUCAUCCACCACUUACUACAUUCACAAAGCUCAACUUCCCAUUCUUCCCAACAUCACCCACAUCCUCAGCAACUAUGCCAACAGAUCUCCCAAGCUAGGCACGGGGAAGGCAAGGGAGUAACAUAUGAUAUUGACAAGAUAUCAGAAGAGCGCUACCACCUUCAGAGUGUAAUUCGUAGCAAUAACACCACUACCAGCAAUUCUGGUGUUGGAAUGGCAAUUAGUGACACAGUAAGUGACUUAAACACACCAUUAGAAAUAUCACAGAAGAAACAGCAGAACAAGUCAGACUUGACCAAGUCCAAUGCUUCAGGGGUACGAGGGAUAUCUGAUGCUCUUUCUCAUUCCCAUGCUACCCACUCGCAUCAACAACAACAUGAGUCCAUGGGUUCUGUGGUCCAUUAUGGAAGGGGGGAUCCCUACACACAGCAUCCACAGUCCCAGCUUCCACAUCACACCUCACAUGUGCCCACACACUCUCAGCAACAUAGUCAGCACUCCCAAAUCUCCCGUCACUCACAACAUUCUCAGCACAGUCAUCCCAGUUCCCUCUCACAUAGCCACUCUCUUGUGGAGCUUAAGAAACCUUCAGAUGCAAAUGACAAUGCCUAUUUGUGCAAUGCACCAGAUGUACAGCAAGCUCGACAAAGCCAAGUCUCCAUCUCUUUGAUGGACACACCACCAGAUCCUCCCAAGCAAACUCACAUGUUACAGUCUGUCCUUUCUCAUACUACACACAACAAGCUGGAUUCCCAGCAAGCCCCCCCGCAGCAACAGCAGCAGCAACAGCAGCAUCCUUUGAGUCAGCAAGCUAUGAUGGGUUCAGUUAGAGGAGCAGGGUCUGCUGGGGUGGAAUCCCACCCACGGAACCAGUCCUCACAACUGCAACUUCAGCUUCAGACCCAGAGUCUAGAUACCCACUACAACCUUGGAACCCAUCCGAGAGAUCAGACACAAGCCAGUCAGAGUUCAGUAUCUCCACUACACAUGCUAGAUCAAUCACUUUCUCAGACUAAUGGCAGAGACAGCGGAAGAGGUCUAGACAGAACUGGAGCUGGAAUGACAGGAGGGGAAGGAGGUAGAGGAGACAGGCAUAGACAACAGCACAGACUUAAACCCCACCAUCAUCACCAACAAACAGCCUCAGAUCUCCACAACUUCCUUGCUGAACCAGAUUUGGACUUAUCUACUCCUUCACAGCUACGCCAUAUCAACCAGCCCCAGACCCACCCAAACCCCCAUGCUCUGCAACAUACUCAGCACACUCACCAUCCGCUGUCUGUUAAUGCUCAGUUAACUCAUCCACAUUCCCAGCAGAUGGCAGCAAAUAUAGCAACUCCUCAAGAACAACAGCAAUCCCAGAUUGGAGAUCCCGAAACGCAACUCUCACACUCACAGUUAGAGCAGCUCAAACGGCAUCAAUUUGAGGCAGAGAGCCAGGCAGAUAAAGUAGGACAGAAUCAAGCUCAACAGCAGCGGUUUGCACCUUUGACAUCAAUCUGCUUUCCAGACUCUCUAUUACAUGAUGAAGACCGCUCUUUCUUUCCUGAAAUGGAGGAUAUGUUUUGCUCAUCUGAAUACAAAUCAAGCUGUGCUGGAGAUUCUGGGGCAGGGCACAGUGCUCAAGAAAGCCUCAGCCAGGGUCAUGGACCAAUACAAGAGGGUAUGGAGGCUUUAAAAGGAGGUGCUGCAGAGAGCUAUAAUAUGGUUGGUCAUCACAACAAUCAAGGAUAUGGACAGUACUGCCAGAGCCUUCCAGGAACAGGAAAUGGCAAUCUGCGUUUAGACCUUGACUCUCUGAAGACCCACGAGCUUCCUUCCACUGUAAAUACUGACCAACUUGGCCUCAUCCAAUCCCAAACCUCCUCUAUGGGAUUGAAUACAGCAGUUCAAGGGGAUGGCUCAGUCAACAAAAUGAUGGGAACUGUGGGAAUGAGUGGAAGUUCCAACAGCAUUGGUCUUACCUCACCUAUUUUCUGUUCCUCUCGACCCAAAAAACUGCUGAAGACCAGCUCAUUUCACUUACUCAAACAGCGACGUGAACCACAACAUCAAACAAAGAAAAACUAUGCGCAAGAAUAUGAAUUCGGGGAUGAUGAAGAUAAAGCUGACGUUCCAGCAGAUAUUCGCCUCAACAGUCGGAGGCUUCCUGACCUACUGCCUGACUUGGUGUCUAGUUGUCGAAAAGCUGGUGGGGCUUCUGGGAUAAGUGGGCUAAGCCCCCUGAUAGGUGAUAUGGACUUCUGCCACCCCUCCAGCUAUUCUUCUCUUGAACACCCUCCACAAGUCCCCCCUCAUGAUGGUCCUAAGAAAAGGGGCAGGAAACCAACUAAACCAAAACGCGAAGGACCUCCUCGGCCAAGAGGUCGCCCACGUAUACGUCCUCUUCCAGAGCCUCCUUACUGCAGGGGGCUGAUGGGAUCUGUGGCUGGAGAAAAUAGGAGGGGGCGUGGGCGGGGUCGAGGGCGAGGCAGAAGGGAGGAAGGAAUGGUGCAAAUGCAUCGAGAUAUGAACAAAGCACAGAACCUGCCAUAUCAUCACCAGCAACAGCACCAACAGCAACAGUACAGCCAACAGCAGCAUCUCCAACAUCAUCCGCAACAUCACCACCAGCAGGCAGACCUCCACCAAGUACCCCACCAGCAGCAUCAACAGCAUCACCUGCAUCAGCAGCAGCAACAUGUUUCCUGUCCUCACCCUCAGCUGCAUCAACAACAACAGCAUCAAUCUCAGCAGCUGCAGCGAGAUCCAGUCAGACCUAUCAAGAUCAAACUGCCCCUUGCCACUAUGCCUCCACCAGAGUCCUUGCUGAGGACAGACUCACUGUCCAGCAGUGAGCCAAUUCUGUCUGAUGGAUCAGUGGGGUCAGCACCAUCUCUGGGCCUGAGUCCUGGACCCAACACCACCAUGGACAACAACAGAAAUGAGGUGAACCAGACACAAAACACGAUGACGAUGCAGCAGCAGAGAGCUGAAGAGAUGGCAGUGGACGGUUGGAAGAAAGAAACUGACACUUCACUGAAUCCUGAAGCCUGGACUGCUAUGCAGAAACUCUCCAAUUCAGCUGAUGAGAAGGCCUUUGACUUCAAACCAGGCUUCAUGGCCUCUUUUUUGGAUUUCCUGAAGACAGGUAAAAAACAGUCAGACUUUGAACCAGAACAUGAUGAAGAAAAGGGAGGGAUCAGAUCCUUAUCCCCAACAUCUCCUCCCCUACCACCAACUUCUCCCCAGCAGCCUCCAGGGCCAUUCAGCGAUGCCGGGCAGGGUGAAGGGUCAGAUCUGGCCCUCAGCAGCUGCUCAAGUCCCUGCAAACCUCUGGAUGAUGAACUGAAAAGAAACCUGGAGACUCUCCCCUCUUUCUCCUCUGAUGAGGAGGAUUCAGUUAGUAAAAACCAGGACUUGCAAAAGAGCAUCUCGUCUGCCAUCUCUGCCCUCUAUGACACUCCACACUCACUGGCUGCUGCAAUGGCUUCUGCAGUGGUCAAAGCACAACCCAUGCUUUCCCCACCCAUGCCACAGGAGCCGUCGCUCAGUCCACCUCUCCCCAUCAUGCCUCCCCUCAGCUCUAGUAUGGAGGGCAGAAAAGAGGAGGCACUUACACACACUCAGCAUAACACACAAGAUGAAGGAAACAUACAAGAGGAGAAAAAAGCGGUGAGCCCACUGUCCAACAGAGAAGAAACAGAGGAGCUAAGAUCUGAGCAUGGAGAAGAAGAAGUGGAGACCAGGAAGACGGGAGGAGAGGAGACUGCAAACACAGAAGAAAACCUGAGAGAUUCACAAAAUAUGCUGCAGGGAGCAGUGGAAGAGCAGCAGCAGCAGCAGCAGCAGCAGCAGCCCUGUUUUUCAGAGUUACCAUCAGGACCUGUGCCUGCUUCUGCACCUCCAUCACCAUCUAGCUCCUCCUCACCACCCACAUACUCCUCACCAUCGCCCCUCCCUCCCCUGUCUUUCUCUGUAACUUCCCCACUGCCUGUCCAGCAGGAUGAGGAAGAGGCCAGUCUAAAUGAUCAUCCUUCUGAUCAGCAACUGCAACAGUCCUCCUACCAGCAAGCUCCAACUGCAGCCUCCUCCCCACCCCCCUCCACCUCCCCUCCAGCCAUCCCAUCCUCACCCCUCUACAACCUUCCCUUGAGCCAAUCGAUCCCACCCCCAUCCACCACACCUCCCCCAUCAUCCUCUGAUCAGGACCAGGAACCUGAAGCUGGGCAGCCUUACCUCUCUUCCCCUUCACCUUCCUCACCCUCUUCAUCAUCCUCCCAGCCACCAUCACCGCCAACCCCAGAGGAAACUCCAGCAUCCCAGCGUCUCACCUCCCUCCACCUGGCAAAGAAACAGGCUGAUGCUGCCAUUGCUGGGGAGAGUGAAGAGGAGGACAGUGAGAGCGGAGGUGAGGGCAUCUUUCGUGAGCGGGACGAGUUUGUGGUUCGAACUGAGGACAUUGGGACUCUUAAGAUGGCCUUGCAGACAGGCCGGGAGCCUCCGCCUAUCUGGAGGGUACAAAAAGCCUUACUCCAGAAAUUCAGCCCAGAGAUCAAAGAUGGUCAAAGGCAGUUCUGUGCAACCAGUAAUUAUUUGGGUUACUUUGGUGAUGCCAAAAUGCACUACCAGCGUUUAUACGUCAAGUUCUUGGAGAAUGUCAACAAAAAAGAUUAUGUCAGAGUGUGUUCCCGAAAGCCAUGGCACAGAGCCGGUCUGACUCUGAGGCGCCAGGCCCUACCUAAACAGCUGCUGACCAUUCACAGUCAGAGCCAAGCUCGAACAGAGAGAGAUGACAGAGACAAGGAGAGACAGAAAGAAAGAGAAAAGGAACGAAGAGAGAGAGAAACCAGGAAAAAAGUCGAAAAGGAACACAAAGAAAGAGAAAGGAAAGAGGAGAGAGAACAAAAAGAGAAGGAAAAAGAAGAGAGGCUCAAGAAAGAAAACGAAAAGGUGGAGAAAGAAAAAGAGGGCAGGGAACAGAAUGAGAGGGAGUGUAGAGAAAAGACACUGGAAUGGAAGAAGGAAAGUGAGAGUGAAAGAAGGGAGAAGGAGAAAAAAGAGUGGGACAAAAGAGAAAGGGAACUUAAGGAGAAGGAGAGAAAUAAAAGGCAGCAAAGUGAGGAGGAAAGGGAGCAGAGAGUAAGAGAGACACAAGAAAGAGAAUGGAAAGAAAGGGAAAGACCAGGGAGAGAGCAAAAAGGGAGGGACAGACAGGAAAGGGAAUGGGAAGUGAGGCAGGGAGACCAGAAAGACAGAGAGCAGAGGGAGAGGGAGAAAGGGAGUGAGCAAAGAGAAAAGGAGAGAAGAGAGGAAGAGAAGCAAAGAGACCAGGAUACAAAGGAGAGGGUGGAGCAAGUAAGCGGAGAUAAUACAAUGGAGUUUGCACAAGAGAAAAAAAGAGGAGACAAGAAGAUGGAGUGCCAGGGAAGAGCCAAGACUUCACAGGACAAGGCUGAGCCUCCACCCAAGAAGAGGAAGAAGUGGCUGAAGGAGGUGCUGUCCUCCUCAUCUGAUUCUGAAUCCUCCCUACCCAGUGAUGAUGAAGGGCCUGUGCGGGGUGGAGUCAACAGUCGAGCCAUGAGGGACAUGUUCAGGAGCUAUGUUGAGAUGCUGGUCAGCACAGCGCUUGACCCUGAUAUGAUUCAAGCCCUGGAGGACACUGAUGAUGAAUUAUACCUCCCACCCAUGAGGAAAAUUGACAGCCUGCUGAGUGAACGGAAGAAAAAGUUGUUGAGGAGAGUCAACAUGAGUGCUCAGCACCAGGAGGCUCUACAUAUAUUCCCCAAAAUGACUGCAGACCCUCUGGAAUCUGGAGUUGUCAAAGUUCACCUUGGGGGAGAGGGCUACAACCGUAAGACUCUCAACCAGGUCAAGAGGGGUAUUCCUAAGCAGCAGGAUAUGAAACUUUCGAUUGAAAUUUGCCGGAUAUACAGUCUGUAUCAUUCUCUUCACCACUAUAAGUAUCACACCUUCCUGCAUUGCAAGAAGGAGACGGACAAUAUUGAGCAGGCAGCAGAGGACCCCGGCCAGGAGGAGGUGGUGCAGCAGUGCAUGGCGAACCAAGGCUGGCUGGAGAGUCUCUUCGAUUCUUUCAUGGAGCUGCUCACCGUCAGUGCAAAGGCCUGAAGGGAGCUCACCGUCCCUGCCACCAGAAACAAAUGUGCUCCUGCAGCUUUCAGCAGGCGGAGGCCUCCAGAGUUUGUGAAACAAAGCAAUCACUCGAUCAGAAACUGUGUGGAUGGAAGAAGUGCAAUGGUUCCAGUGAGAAUGGCCACUGGGCUUUUUUAAUGGGAACUUUAACAUUUGAAGUAUUUUCUUUGCUGAGUCCAUCUAAAGUACCUCUUGAUUUCAAGAAUUGUACUGAAAUGUGAAGGUAGUGAACUAGGAGAACACAAUGGAUUUUCCCCCAAAGUCAAAGAAAGAUCAUCUGAUCAGCACUAAAAAAAAGAGACUUUUGUCAAGAUGUAGAUGACAUGGAUACACAUACACAAGCUGUCUAGUAUGUGUUUAAUAAUGUGGUUUGUAUAAUUUAUAUAAAGAUGUUUUUAAAAAGUACUCUCCUAAGAUGGAAUUGUUUGCAGUUAAUAUUUUUGAAAAAUGUUUUAUAGGGGUAAAACCUAAAAUGUCCCAUUUAUUGCUUCUGCAGAGCUAAAACUAAACAUGGGUGAGAUUUCUUUUAAAAAGCAGCUGAGCAGGAGGAUAAUAUAUUUAAGGUGAACCAUGAUGUUUCUGUUUGUUCUUCAGGAGACGGUGAAAGAGUGGGAAUCGUUCCCUUAAUGAAGGAGAACAAAAAAAUCAAUAAGUGCUGCUUUCUUAAAGGAAGUGUGAGUUGAAAUGACCUAAAAUCAUUAAUGUCAGUGUUUAAUGUCACAUGUCAUUUUUUUAUGUUUGCUGUUGAUUGAUAUUUGCUAUAAUUUGAACUCUGAGGAUAUUCUUGCAGAGCAGUUUUGUUGUAAAUAUUGUACAGUUACUUCAUUCUCUCGUUCCCAGUCGCUCUUCAGUACAUAAAAUUGCUGUAUUAAAACUCUUAAAAUGACAAAUGUGCCAAUGAAUAAACAGCCUUGUGCUGAACUCUUUUCAA
Archocentrus centrarchus (flier cichlid) is the source of this 9352-nucleotide messenger RNA. RefSeq names its product proline rich 12b (gene prr12b). The transcript is spliced from 16 exons. NCBI's taxonomy places the organism in Eukaryota, Metazoa, Chordata, Actinopteri, Cichliformes, Cichlidae. Bases 190 to 8397 code for a protein of 2735 amino acids. The record is from RefSeq and is a predicted model, not a curated record.